Messenger RNA from Ixodes scapularis (black-legged tick), 1678 nucleotides. RefSeq lists its product as uncharacterized. Bases 423 to 1361 code for a protein of 312 amino acids. Gene Ontology annotation, molecular function: acyltransferase activity, transferring groups other than amino-acyl groups. The record is from RefSeq and is a predicted model, not a curated record. Lineage: Eukaryota; Metazoa; Arthropoda; Arachnida; Ixodida; Ixodidae. The transcript is spliced from 4 exons.
GUGACGCCAACAACACUCUGCAAAAAGGUCGCAAGCAAAGAUUUCGCAUCCCCGCUUGGCUUGAUCGCCUUCGAUAAGUUAAGCUGGGGCGAUCGCCGCUGACAUAUAUCCGUGAGAGAUUGCAGCGGCGCGGCACGGCAUUGUCUUUAACCUAAUUCUUUGCAACGCCGUUUUACGAACGGCUGUCGUUGUCUACAAUCCUCGCUAACUCAACUAUGCGUGCCAGGUGACGUCGGACUUUACCACUGUCGCCUGGGCUGGGAUUGAACUGGCCUUUGUGUUGCAUCAGAGGGCCACGGCUUCCUGGAGCCCUCAUCCACGGCGUCCAGUGACCUGGCAGCGGGGCGUCCCCUUAUCGACGGACGCUAUCUUACAACAGUCCGCAAGAAGAAAGAACCUGCAGAAGUGCAUCUGCUCGCCGAAUGACUGAGCGCGCCAGUGAUGGUGAUGGUGCCGGCUGCGACAGCUGGCUCGAGUUUCGGAAUAUGAGGCUCGAAGAAGUCUGUCAGGUCGUGGACAUCUGGGAGGAACAAGGCUUGGGUCAGGGCACGAACAACGUAAAGAACUUUUACCAGGUGGAUCCAGAAGGCUUUUUCGUCGCCGCCGAUACAAGGACAGGCGAAGUGGUGGCUACGUGCGCCUGUGUCCGCCUGACUCCUUCGCUCUUAUUUAUUGGCCAGUACGCGGUGCGCAAGAAGCUCCAGGGACGCGGCGUCGGACGCCGCCUCUGGAAGACCAUGGAGAAUCGCUGGGGUGACUGCAACGUGGGCAUCGGCGCAGUACCCAAGUACUUCUUCAUGUACCGGGACAAGGGGGGCUUGUCCCACGUCGAGUCCUGGGCAACCGUCAUCUACAGGACGUCCACGGUGACACUGGAAAGGCUACCCACGCCGCCAGAUGACCUUCGUGUGGUGCCUAUCGACGAAACACUGAUGCCGCAGGUGAUCGCCUACGACACUUUCCUACACGGUUACGACCGCGGAAAGAUGAUCCGCCUGACCAUGGGCGACGAAAAAGGCAUCUCGAGGGCUGUCGUGCAGCGGCAGGGCACUCACGACGUGGUGUGCGGUUUCGGCAAGAUCAACAGUAACAUUCCGCAAGGCGCCGUGGCGAGUCCCAUCUACGCGCGGGACCGCGAAGUCGCCGCCGUGCUCCUAAGAGACCUUGUGAAAAACAAGCCGGAAGCCCGAGUCCUUCUCGCCAUGUUUGUGCCGGACUGUAACCGGGACGCCUGCAGCCUUGCCGAAGACCUGGGCUUAAGGGAGUACAUGAGAGUAGCACGCUGCUACCGCAAGGAAAGCGUAUCCCUUCGGUUAGAGCUGGUCUACUCCCAACAUGACUUAAACUUUUGCAUCGCUUGAUGGAAUGCAGACGUCAUUUUGGAAGACAACAAAGGCCGAUAAUUACAAAGUAUACAUUACACAAUUUUUUAUUCUUGCAAUUUUUUUCUAGAACCUUGUAUUAAGCGUUACUAACUUACGCGAUUGCUUUUGCCAUCUUUAUGCCUGAUACUAGAGAUACUAAAUCAAGCCAUGGUGGUGAGGUCAGAUUAACUUAGCUAAUGUUCGUGCUCCCCUCGUCUUCUAUAGUGUUCCCAUGCACGUCAGAACUAACGAAAUAGUCCCCCCGUCAAGGUUAAUUCUUUCGCCUUUUUAAUAAACUAGUGCCUCUCUUCCAA